CUAAGCAAUCGAGUUUUCAAAAUUGUUUUUUCAAAUUAUCUGCGUACUGCAGAUUCCAUUUGAUAUUUUGUUCUAAAUUUUGGUUUGCAACUUAUUAAAUUCACAUGGACGAAAUAAGCCUUACCGAUUUGAGACUCCGUUUCUUUGGACCUACGCUGGACGAAAGUGUAUUUUACGGAAUCGAUUGUUUGUUGGAGUUUUUUGAAACCAAAUACAAUCGUUUUUCGGAAGAGGAAUUUAGACUGGCUGCAGCCGAAAGGAUCGGGUCCAAAAAGUCCAUCAGCGAUUUAAAUUUGUACAAAUCUUGUCACGAUGUGAGUGCUGGUGGUUCCAAGAACGGAUGUUCUUCAGCAUCGCAAGGCACACUUGACAUACCGAAAACUAUCGAUGGUUCGGUAGCGUCAUCGGAAACAAGUUCUCCGAACGAUCCGCGAAAAACAUCUAUCAGUUUUACGGAGUCUCGCAGGAGAGAAAGUGAUCCGAGUUACGGAAAAAGUUCUCCGAAUGAAUCACGAAAAACAUCUAUCAGUUUUACGGAGUCUCCCAGGAGGGAAAGUGACCCGAGUUCAGAAAAAUAUUCUACGAAUGAUUCGAGAAAAGCGCCGCUCAGUAUUUCGGAAUCUCCCAAGACGGAAAGUGCACGCAGCUCGAUUCAAGAUUCCAAAAGAUCAUCCAACAUUUCUCAACCAGCAAGCGUUCCAGCCGAUCCGUGUUGCUUCUCCGGAGAGUAUCAGAUUCCCGAAGGUUCUAAGGAUAAAAUAGUCGAUUCGAAAAAUUCCUCUAGAAGAUCCUCUAAGGAGGAGAAAAUUUCUACAAAGAAGCGCACACAAACCUCAACUCCGAUACACAAGGAACCAUUCAAACCAUUCCGUUCGUACAAACCAUCAAACUCAACAGAUAGUGGCAGCAAGACUAAAUCCUUUUCCGGUAGUAAAAUUCUGGAUAAGUUGAAAAAAGACCUUGCCAACAGUACCAUCGCCAACAUAAAAACCAGCCAGUCCGUACCGGAAAACACUGUGCCUGAUUCACCACCACCUCCACCACCCAGGAAACGAAUAUCGUCCUCAUGUGCCAACAGCCAUUACCGCAGUCCACCGAAAGCACCCUCCCGGCGACCCAAGCAGAUCCGGAGCAGAUGGGCUCUAGCUCGAGUAAACGAAUUCGAUGAUGGAGCCAAAACCUACGACAUCAUCUUGGAUGACACUUUGGAACAAAAAUUGACGAAAAUGCCAACGGAUUUUCAUCCCGAGGUCGUUUUUGCCACACUUCCGGAUGGCUCUGCGGUGUCCUAUCGAUUUACGAAGGAAAAAAAAUGUCAAAAUACGAAUAGUAAACACUAGAGGAAUGAUUCCUGGGUUAAUUCGCGCGUUUCGAUUUUAGAAGACAGACUAAAACCAAACACGAAAUCCAAACUGUCAGCAAUGGGUAUGUCAACUGCGAUGACAAACAUCUGUUGAUAUCGAAGCCCCAGACGGGG
Molecule: messenger RNA, 1477 nt
Organism: Malaya genurostris
Lineage: Eukaryota; Metazoa; Arthropoda; Insecta; Diptera; Culicidae
Product: serine/arginine repetitive matrix protein 1-like
Exons: 6
Coding region: 105-1340 (411 amino acids)
Source: RefSeq, a predicted model, not a curated record